Messenger RNA from Coregonus clupeaformis (lake whitefish), 2328 nucleotides. It is a transcript of the gene fstl3, whose product is annotated as follistatin-like 3 (secreted glycoprotein). NCBI's taxonomy places the organism in Eukaryota, Metazoa, Chordata, Actinopteri, Salmoniformes, Salmonidae. Gene Ontology annotation, molecular function: protein binding; activin binding. The record is from RefSeq and is a predicted model, not a curated record. Bases 124 to 882 code for a protein of 252 amino acids. The transcript is spliced from 5 exons. Gene Ontology annotation, biological process: multicellular organism development; cell differentiation; regulation of BMP signaling pathway.
CAACACAUUCAUUCACUUAAGAGAGAGAACUCUGUGAACUUCCCCAUUGGCAAGUUCACAAUAUUUUGCAAGUUUUGCCACAACUUUUAUUUUACAACUUUAUAUUUUCUUGUGACCACCACCAUGGGCUUUUUGACUGCUCUUUUCGGUGUGACACUUGUUGCUUUGAGUCAAAUCUUUGGAAGAUACCAUGUUAAUGCGGGGAUGUGCUGGCUACAGCAGAGCCAGGAGCAGCGCUGUGACAUGGUGCUGAUGCGCGGGGUCAGCAGAGAGGAAUGCUGCGCCAGGGGCCGUCUGGACACGGCCUGGUCCAACACCAGUCUGCCCAUCAACGAGGUCAGCCUGCUGGGCUUCCUGGGAAUCGUGUCCUGCAAACUCUGCAAAGAGACGUGUGAUGGUGUGAAUUGUGGCCCAGGGAAGGUGUGUAAGAUGAUGGCUGGACGUCCUCAAUGUGUGUGCUCUCCUGACUGCACUAACGUCUCCAUAAAACAUGCUGUGUGUGGGAGCGAUGGGAACUCCUACCAUGAUGAGUGUGCCCUACUGAUGGCCCGCUGUAAGGGACACCCUGAUUUGGAGGUCAUGUACCAGGGAGAAUGCAAAAAGUCGUGCUCCAAUGUGGUGUGCCCGGGUACCCACACCUGUGUGACGGACCAGACUAACAGUGCCCACUGUGUCAUGUGCCGCAUGACCCCCUGCCCAAUACCGCUGAAGUCCGAGGUGCCUAUAUGUGGCAAUGACAACAUCACUUACCCCAGCGCCUGCCACCUCCGCAGAGCCACCUGCUUCCUGGGGCGGUCCAUAGGAGUGCGUCACUAUGGCAACUGCUCUAGUGUUCCGAGGAACACUCUGGAUUUGGAGGGCAGUGAGGAGAAUUCACUCUAGAGGAACAGUUCUGGUGUGGUCCACCUGGUACUACAGUCCACCUGGUACGAAGAUUUCCAAGAGAUCACCUUCGAUAGGUGAACCAGUGUUGUCCCACUGUUCACUCCCCAAGCUCUGAUUGAUGUUGACCUCUUUUUUACAAUCACUUAUCCCCUCCAUCCCUACUACCUGUACAUAGAAUGACGAUACAUUUGAUGUGGGAGAACCUGCUGGAAGUAACCGUUUUUCUUCCAAAAGGAAACCAAUACUGUAUUUGUUGAUGCAUGCAAUGUAUGUUAAAUGGGAUGAUUUGCUCGUAAAACUGUGGAGACAGAUGAAAGGCAUAUAUCUUGAAAAAUAAAUAUGUAGUCGACUUUGAGUAGAGGAAUAUAUGUGUAUAUUGUAAAUAAAUACCGCUACUAUUUAUUGGAGAAGGUAUCAAAUCUGUUCUAUUUAUGUUUUUACCCUGUAUACAAAUCCAUAUAUCCAUAGGUCAGCUUUUACAAAAAAAAGUAUUUAUUGUGUUUUGUUUUUAGGUGUACAUGUAUUUCAAUGGUCACUGGCAUUCUUUUAUUUCAAAGAGUUGUUUUUAUUUUUGUGUUUUUUCAUAUCCCUAAAUGAAGUGCUUUAACCCCCUAAAAGCAGCAUGGCAAGCAACCUCAAUUUGUUUGGAAACUGGAUACCACAUUUAGAGGAUGACAAUAUGGUUUCCAUUCGCUCUCAGCAAAACAGGGCAACUGCUGUCUGUGUUUCAGUCUUUGUUUGGAGGUGAGGGGAGACUCAGCCAAAACAAAACUAUACAGUAUGUCUCCUCUCGCUCUGCCUGCACAGAGUACGACACUGUUUAUGCUGGAGCCCAAUCAAAACUCUGAGCCACCCACUGAUUACUUAAAUUAACAGUUUAGUUCAGCCUGCAGCAGUUUUAUUAGGCUGUUGGUUCAACCCCAAGCCUUUACAAUACCUCCACUGUUGAAGUCUUGGCUUUGUUUAUUUCAUAUGUUUGUGUGUCAUACGAGUUCAAUAUAAUGCCAUUCGGGUUGUUGAAUACACCAUAAUAGUGGAACUGAAAAAUCGGACAAAUGUUGUUAGCCUUAUCAAAUUGAAAACAGAAUCAAAUUUGUCUGGGAAUGCCAAAUGACCUCAAGUUAACUCACCGGAUCCCCAGACUAUGAAGCUGAAUAUAUCUGUUCAAUGUUGAAAUACUGUCAACCAUUUGAACCAAACGGGCAGAUAGCUAUUUGCAAAUAGCUAUUGGUUAUUUUGAUGUGAAUGAAUAGUGCUGCCCAUUUAUCUAGAUGAUUUCAUUGAUCUUUGGAUUUAAAAAAUAUAUACAUAAGGUUGUUGAACAAUUAAAAGUAGUUUCUUGUAAAUACAACUCCAUUUCAUGUACAUGUACCAGUGUACCUACUGUGAAAUUUGAAUGAUUAUUUUUGUAUUUUUGUACUCAACAUAAACUAUAGUAUUUGU